AUGGCUUCCUUUCCCACCACUUCAAAUAUCUCAUUUUCUGACGCUGCUGAAGUUAGCGUCAGGUAAAAAAUUCAAAAUAUCAUUCCCAAAGUGAAAAAAGCUGAUUUGAGUGAAAAUCUGCGCACAUGGGAUUCUUCCGAAACCAAAAAGAUUGACAUGCAAAGUGAGCAAACUUUUUUUUUAAGUUCUAAAGAGUGCUUCAAUUCAGGUUUGCAAGAAUACACUGUUGAUUUGAUUGAUAAACUGACGAAGACGCUGGAGCAAGUCAAAGAAACGAACAGUGAAAUGAAGAAAACUUUGAAAGAAAUGAAGGUCGAGAAGUUUUGGAAAAGGAAAAAAAAGGAGAGUUUUCGCAGAAGUUUAGUCGAAAUAUGACAGCGAAGAACCAAGCUGGGAGCCCGGCGAACGCUGAAGAGGAUAGUUUUUCCUCGGGCAUGUUUUAUUUUCAAUAUAGUGUGGCUCAACGCGCAACAGCUGUGAAGCUGUUCCAUAGAAAUGCCCGACCGAAUUACGACUUUCGCGCGUCUGCCUUGAAAAGCUUAAUAGCAUAGAAAGUUCUGGACUCCGCCUGUAAUCCCAAUUUCAACCCUAGCGGAACCGCAACCCGUUGAGUCAUUUCGAGGCGACCAGAAGGUCUAGAUCUUAGUUGACCUGACCCUCCAAAUGUGAAACCAGAGCUGGUGUUGAAACAGGGCAACCCAGGCAGGGGAACGCGAUUCGGGACACCUAGACCCGCGAAGCGGUCAGAUUCUCAAAUUAGCCAUUUUUCUUGAUCUUAGAGGACGAUGAUUCCAAGACAGACAACAAAGCCUCUCCUGUUCAAAAAACCGAAGUUGACCCGCCUAAACCGUAUGAAACCCUAAUAACUUCAUUUUAAAUUCUAUUUUAGAGUUGCAAAAGAGAUCGCCAAAGAGGUUGCAAAAGAAGUAGUCAAGGAAAUUUCGAAGAAAGAAAAGUUGAACAAGAGCUCUCAGCGACCCAGGGUAAGAAAUCCAAAAAUUGAGUAAAUCGUCUCAGUUUUUAGUAUUUAUCAAGAUAGAGCGAUUAUUCAACUUAAAAUUCCAGAAAUUGCGAAAAACUCGGAGUCUGCUGCCGGCCAACCAAUGCGCGGCAGAACCUAUCGGCUUUAGAGUUCGUGAAUUUGUUUUUUGCUUUAUGAAUAGCAGUCCUUUUAUUUUGACCUGAAACAUGUAUUUUAGUUCUAGGAAAUUUGAGUUUAAUCUGGAUCCGGAAAUUUUUAAACCGUAUCGAACAAAAUAUAUGAGAUUCUUAAUAACACUUUCAAUUAAAAAAAUUUCAGAGCAUCGUAGCCAUGGCGAUACAUAAAGGAGGUAUUCCGGUCUGUAUGUACGAGCCUACAGGACUGCUACAGGUUUCUAUUUUGAUUACAUAUAGAGAAAUUUUCCCAACAAAGCUUUUUCUUUUCCUUUUAUAUCGAUAUAGUUACAUUGGCUUUUUAGCUUUAAACUUAGAAAAUAAAAAAGAAUUUUUUUUCUUAGUUACUCUGCGAAGAACUGAAAUGGUCAUACCUACUGGACAAUGCGGCGGCUUGCAACUCGCCCGAUGAAAGACUUUCUUGGGUCGGUUUUUGGGAAAUCCGUAAAGUUUUUUCAUGAAUUUUGGCUAGACUUGUGUGCUGGGUUUGCAAUAGGGUCGAAAAUUUUCCAGUUUUUGAUAUUUUUUGUCUCAAAAUCAUCUCAGAGUCUGUGAUUAGGGAGUUGAAUGAUCGAAAAUGUGUCUUUUACCAACAUUAUGUGAUUUAAUUUUUGAAAUGAGAGGAAAAAAAUAAUUUUCUAUGUCGACUUCCGGCCGGCGCACGCACAGCUCUCCUUUCGGCUAUCAAAUUUUUCACAAUAGACGUGGCAUUUUUUGAAAAAUUCAGAUAGUCGCUUACGCAAUUUCGGUCUACUCUUCUACAAUCGGACGAUACCGAAAGCCGUUCAACCCGGUCAUUGGAGAAACUUUCGACUACAUCGACAACGAAAGAGGCUGGAAAUUUCAUGGCGAGCAGGUGUGUUUUGAGGAAAAACCUCAAUUAUUAAUUUAUCAAAGAAUAAAUGUUAGGUUUCCCAUCAUCCUUGUAUCACCGCUGCGCAAGCCCAAGGCAAGAAUUGGCUUUGGUGGCAAAAUCUGAGUGAGUUUUGAGUAUAUUUUCGCAUCUUGUCCAAAUUGAACAGGAAAUUUUUUUGAGUUUGUUAAAACCGAUCGAUGAUCGAAAACUGUGUUUUUCGAUCUUUCUUGAGUUUACCAUUAUAAACAGGCUCGUUUCAGAUAACGAUUUUGGAAAUGGAGCCGUUUAAAAUUUCCGUUGCAUGUUAUAGUAAAAAUCCAAUAAAAUGCUUCUUUGCAAAAUAAUUUCAUGAACGGUUUAGCCGCCGAAGUAAUCACCAGCAAACUGAAUAUGAUUUCCGAACUGACACCGGGGAUGCCGGUGAGAGUGAGGAUCGGCUCUGAAGACAUUUGCUGGACUCGGGUUCUUUUUUACUCCUUUUUUUCUACGAAAGUUACAGAAAACAGUAUCAGAUAGCAUCGGAAAGUUUCAAUCGAAGCUAUUUUGUGAAAGAAGUUAAUAAAACACUCAUAUUUAAAGUGUAACGAUCUGAAAGAUGUAUAUCGAUUUUGAAGCCGAAAACGACAAUUGAAAAAAUCAACGCGAUUCCGGAGAAGCGGAAUAUUUACCACGAAGGCUCAAUGCAAUUCCGCAGUUCUUCUGGCUGUUCAGCCCGGCUUGUUGUCAACCGAACAAGGGUUAGUCGUUGGAACUAGGCUUGUGCGAGGGCCGGUCCGUGCCCGGCCCAGCCCGGCCUAAGCGAGGUCUCAGAAAAAACAGCCAGCCUGACCCAAAGAGCACAAACCUUCUUCAAGUCAAGUAUCAGACUUUCUUUACGGCAAUAUCCACGUUUUCGGUUAUUUAUCCCUUUAAGAUUCAACUGAAAAUAUGAUUCGAUAAGUAAAAAGGGUUUUUUGGUGAUGACAUUUAAAAACCCAGGUCUGGUCUAAGCCAACGCAGGCCUCUUCGAAAAAAAAUGGUCUUUCUGGCCCAGGCCGCCCAGCCUGACGUACAAGCCUCGUUGGAACAAAUGAAAAAGUAUGAAAGAAAGUCUAGGAAUGCGCAGGAGAGGUUUUUGAUCGGAACGGCAGGCAGUGCUUCAAGCUCUUCGGAGGCUGGGACGUCGGUCUCUCGAGGCAUUUCUUUACCAAUAAAUAUCUUCUUAAAACAGAAGGUUUAGAUCAAAACCAGGUGGAGAGAACCGCGAAAGUCUCUUUGAGCUCAAAGGACACGAUUACAACCCUGCGCAAUACGGCUUCACCAAGUUCACGAUGUCGUUGAACGAGCUCUACGAGGAGGACAGGCCUUCGUUGCCGCCUACAGACUGUCGUUUCAGGCCAGAUAUGAGAGCGCUCGAAAGCGGAAAGGUGGAACAGAAGUACUGAGAAAUUAGAGAUAGAAAAGUGAAUGUUCAGAUCGAACUGACUGCCCAGUACAAGGAUGCUUUGGAAAGGGCUAGUUUUUAUGACAUUUUUCCCACUAAAUUGUCAAGUUUCAGCUUCAAAGAGCCCGCGAGCGUGCUAACACCUACACUCCUCUCUGGUUCACUCCCGAAACGGACAGCUUCAUCGGCAAGGGCUUUUUCGUCUCGAAUGGCAAGUACUGGGACGCCAAGACGCGUCGAUACAGCGAACAGCACGAAAGAAACUUGUUCCCUGCUGUUUUUGCUAUCCAGAAAUGA
Caenorhabditis auriculariae is the source of this 3731-nucleotide messenger RNA. The record is from the annotation of a GenBank genome assembly. Lineage: Eukaryota; Metazoa; Nematoda; Chromadorea; Rhabditida; Rhabditidae.